Molecule: messenger RNA, 406 nt
Organism: Symbiodinium necroappetens
Lineage: Eukaryota; Dinophyceae; Suessiales; Symbiodiniaceae
Source: the annotation of a GenBank genome assembly
GCCAAGGAGAUAGUCAAAAACGCCUUGGAACAAUGGCGCCAAGCACAACCAGAAUUGCGACAGUCUGUGGCGGAGAAAUACGACCUUGAAAGGCUGCCCAGAGGGCAGAACCUCGACAAAUCCUUGCAGGCAUUUUACGUUGCGGAUCUGCUGCGCAGCGGAUAUGGCGCCUGGCCAAACCACAAAGAACGACUGGCUGCCCUGAAGUACUUCAGGAGAUCCAUCUUUGCUGCUCAAGGAGCUGGAAAGGAUAGACGUCUCGCAAGGCCUGGAGCCUUUGAGCUUGGCAACUGUUACUACUUCGGAGAGUGCGGCGGACGCAGCCUAAAUCAGGCUAUUCGAUGGUAUCGAAGGAGCCUGGCAUAUCUUCCCAACGAUGGCUAUGCCAUGACCAUGUUGAUGAUCA